ACAGCUCGACAUGACGCAGCUCGAGAGCGAGAGCAGCGCCCAGACCCCACAGCGCAGUGAAGACAAGGAUCAUGUUUUGGCCACACCAUCCAGCACCCAUCCAACAGCCUCUGACUCGCGACCCUCGACAUUGAUGCGAGCUAAGCUGUACCGCCCCCGCUCAUCAGCCAUUGUCGGUGCCAACGAGUCACACCUGAUUCCCAGCUGGAACAAAGCCCGCAGCAGCCGCACCGAGCUUGUACAGCACUGGCUAGAACAAAACACAGCACCCAGCUCCUCUGCCGAUCCGCCCGCAAACGAGGGUGAUGACAGCUCGGAGGCGCUCAACUUCUCGGAAAGCUAUGCCUUGUACCAAGACCGCGCUUAUGCAAAGCAGGCCGAGCUCAAUGGCCCACCCACGCCUCCCGGCUCGCCCAUUCCCGCUGUCCCAGCUGAUCGUCGCCCCACCGAACAUCCGGCUCCCUUGCCACCGCCGCGACCAAUGAUCCCUCAGGCUGGCCCUGGCCUGCCGCCUCGAGACUGGGCUGGCCGCGAUGACCGUCGGCAUGAGCGACGCCGUAGUCCUGAGCGGACUCGCGACUGGGACCGUGAUCGACGGAAUCGGCGUUCACCAUCACGCCGACGCGAUGCCGACGAACCUGAUGCGGAGCACAGAGACAGCGGGCGCCGCUCUGGCAGCGCGUCACCAUCAGAACGGCAUAGACGCAGCCGGCGAUGGGAAGAUGACGAACGUGACGCAGACCGUGACGCCGACUCGGAUCGCGAUGACGAUGACGAUGGUCGUGGCCGUCGUCGCGCUUCACCGCCACGCCACGCUCAACCCUCGAUGGACAGUCGACGAAAGGAAGAGAUUAUGGCCCAGCUGCGUGCAGUAGAGAUGGCUAUUGCCCAAAAGAAAACGCAACCCAGCUGAAUUUCCAGGUGGUAUCUUCAAGUAUGAGAAUUGUAAAAAUAAAAUUCU
This is a messenger RNA of Monosiga brevicollis MX1, 961 nucleotides long. RefSeq lists its product as uncharacterized. The coding region runs from base 11 to 913 and encodes 300 amino acids. The record is from RefSeq and is a predicted model, not a curated record. The transcript is spliced from 9 exons. Lineage: Eukaryota; Choanoflagellata; Craspedida; Salpingoecidae.